AUGGAGUCCGUGGAGGUUACUCAGGUCGCCACCCGCGUCGUGUACGCUGACGCUGAGGGCGCCGUGCACAUGGGCCUGCCGAUUUAUAUCGACGACACGGGCGCGUGCCACGCGGGGCACGUGGAGCAAGCUAACGAGGAGGCCGUCGUCAGUACCAUCUUCGACGGCACCACAACAACGGAAUCUAGCGCCGCGGAGAAGAAGCUUAUGGUGGAGCGCGUGGUCGACCAGGCCAUGCACGUCGAGGAGGGUUCCGAGGACGACGAGCGCCGCCGGAAAGUGCGCUCGAUGAUGAAGCGCCUCCAGACCUCGCCUAGCGGCCGUACUCUUGAGGAGAAAGAUGCUCUGCGUCGCGCCAUUAUCUGCGACCGUGGGCUGCGAAGGCAGGCCAGCGCUGAUAGCGCCACCACAUCGCAGAACAUCUGCUUCCUCACUGCUGCCCCUGCGCCGCUGCUGCUUCCCUCCGUGUUUUAG
Molecule: messenger RNA, 474 nt
Organism: Closterium sp. Naga37s-1
Lineage: Eukaryota; Viridiplantae; Streptophyta; Zygnematophyceae; Desmidiales; Closteriaceae
Source: the annotation of a GenBank genome assembly